CUGUUAACGUGAGUCCUCUUCUACCGUCGGAUUACAGCCGAGGCGGCACGCUAAAGGACUUCUUCUUAGUCAUUAAACGUCGAAUUAAACCAACAUACCAACAUGAGUGGACUGAUCUGCCUCACCACAGAAAGCAUCUGGUUUGACAAAAACCGCUACGAUGAGGCAGAAAAGCGUUUCUACGAGGGAGUCAAUGGACCCGCCACGCAGCAGCAGCAGCAGGCCAAAGGUCGCCAGCAGAAACGGCGGCACAGAAACUCAUCCUCACAUGCAGGAGACCAGGAGCUGGUUUCACGCAUGAAGAGCCUGGAGCUGGAGAACCAGACCCUGCACAAAGUGGUGGUUGAGAUGAGGGCAGCCCUGCAGAAGCUGGAGUCCAGAGUGGCUGUGCUGGAGAAGAGCCCAGCACCAGCAGCCAUCCCUGCUGCAAAGGCUGCUCCAGUCAAACAGGAAAAAGUGGAAAAUGGUGACGAUGAUGAUGACAUAGACUUGUUUGGCAGCGACGAGGAAGAUGAGGAGGCAGAACGUAUAAAGCAGGAGCGCUUGGAGGCCUACGCAGCCAAGAAGGCAAAGAAACCAGCUCUCAUUGCUAAGUCAUCCAUCCUGCUGGAUGUCAAACCCUGGGACGAUGAGACAGAUAUGGCCAAGCUGGAGGAGUGUGUGCGCUCGGUGCAGAUGGACGGGCUCCUGUGGGGAGCUUCCAAGCUGGUGCCAGUCGGCUACGGCAUCAAGAAGCUGCAGAUCAGCUGUGUGGUUGAGGACGACAAAGUUGGCACAGACAUCCUGGAAGAGGAGAUUACCAAGUUUGAGGACUAUGUCCAGAGUGUCGAUGUUGCUGCCUUCAAUAAGAUCUAAGCUCCACCAGCCCUUCACCUGCUCCACCAAAGUGUUGUUGCUGCUGCUGCUUCGGGUGUGUGGUUAAUAAAAAGAAAAGCAAAUCUUUGAGCACAAA
Molecule: messenger RNA, 952 nt
Organism: Pelmatolapia mariae (spotted tilapia)
Lineage: Eukaryota; Metazoa; Chordata; Actinopteri; Cichliformes; Cichlidae
Gene: eef1da
Product: eukaryotic translation elongation factor 1 delta a (guanine nucleotide exchange protein)
Exons: 8
Coding region: 103-855 (250 amino acids)
Biological process (GO): translational elongation
Cellular component (GO): eukaryotic translation elongation factor 1 complex; cytosol
Molecular function (GO): guanyl-nucleotide exchange factor activity; translation elongation factor activity
Source: RefSeq, a predicted model, not a curated record